Messenger RNA from Didymosphaeria variabile, 1869 nucleotides. RefSeq names its product Serine/threonine-protein kinase (gene CBK1). Lineage: Eukaryota; Fungi; Ascomycota; Dothideomycetes; Pleosporales; Didymosphaeriaceae. The coding region runs from base 1 to 1869 and encodes 622 amino acids. Gene Ontology annotation, biological process: intracellular signal transduction; peptidyl-serine phosphorylation. The transcript is spliced from 5 exons. The record is from RefSeq and is a predicted model, not a curated record. Gene Ontology annotation, molecular function: ATP binding; protein serine/threonine kinase activity.
AUGAACAACCAGCAGCAGCAACAGCAGGGCAACCGCCUCAAUCUUGCUUUUGGCUUCGGCGGAGGUGACCGACAGCAGCAGCAGUACCCCACGACGCCCUCCACCUUUCCACAGCCCGUCUACCCGAACCAGGCCGGCCAACAGGAGGUGUGGGGUGCACAGCAGGGCAAUGGUUACAGUGGGGGCAAUGGCUACUUCAUGAACCCCUACCAGCAGGCCCAGUAUCAGGGACAACAAGGGAACUUGCAGGCCCCCAAUGCUGGUCGAUUCAACGAAGCUGCCAACGGCCUUGCCCAGCAGUUCCAGCAGCAGCAUCUCGGUGGCAGUGGUCGAUCUGGGAGUCCGUACGGCGGCCGCCAGCCUUCGCCGAGCCAGCAGCGGCCCCGGACUGCUGACAACAGGGGCUUCCAGUAUGGAGGAGGAUAUGGUCAUCAUCCCCGACAGCCUUCUCUGAACGACGAGGAACCCCCGCCAAAGACCCCGGAGAAGUACUCAGAUAAUGUGUUACGUCAGGCCAAGGUUUCCAUCAACCUCGUUAGCACCUUUUUCAAAGACAGCGUGCAACGGGCGCGGGACCGCAACCAGCGUGCUUUGGAACUGGAAUCUAUCAUGAAGGAGCCCUCCAUAUCCGACAACCGCAAAGCCCAGAAGGAGCAAUCCAUGCGACGGCAAGAGGCAGAAUACCUCCGUUUCCUGCGUACCAAGGAGCGACCGGAGAACUUCUCGACACUCAAGAUCAUCGGAAAGGGUGCUUUUGGAGAGGUCAAGCUUGUGCAGAGGAGGAACGAUGGCAAGAUCUAUGCCCUCAAGUCGCUUGUCAAGGCUGAGAUGUUCAAGAAGGACCAGCUCGCUCACGUCCGCUCCGAGCGUGACAUUCUCGCCGAGUCGGACAGCCCUUGGGUGGUGAAACUGCACACGACCUUCCAAGACCACACCUUCCUUUACAUGCUUAUGGAGUUCUUGCCCGGAGGUGAUUUGAUGACCAUGCUGAUCAAGUAUGAAAUCUUCACUGAAGAUAUCACACGUUUCUAUAUGGCCGAAAUCACUCUCGCCAUAGAGGCUGUCCACAAGCUUGGAUUCAUCCAUCGUGACAUCAAGCCUGACAACAUCCUCUUGGAUCGUGGCGGCCACAUCAAACUUACCGACUUUGGUCUUUCGACUGGCUUUCACAAGGAGCACGAGGCCGGUUACUACAAGAAGCUACUAGCUGGUGGCGCCCACAAGUCGAACAGGGAAAACCGAAAUUCAAUGAACCUGGACCAGAUUCAGCUAACUGUCAGCAACCGCGCGCAAAUCAACACCUGGAGAAAGUCCCGUCGCCAGCUGGCGUACUCCACUGUGGGUACCCCCGACUACAUUGCACCCGAGAUCUUCAGUGGACAAGGUUACGACUACGGCUGUGACUGGUGGUCCGUUGGCACUAUCAUGUUUGAGUGUCUUAUCGGGUGGCCUCCGUUCUGCGCUGAAGAGCCACAUGACACAUACCGCAAGAUCGUCGACUGGCCGCGGAAUCUGCACUUCCCUCCGGACCAGCAGCUCGGAGCAGAGGCCGAGGAUUUUGUAAAGCGCUUAAUUUGCGAUGCCGAACAUCGUCUGGGCCGCAUUGGUGGGGCCAGCGAAAUCAAGCAACAUCCCUUCUUCCGCGGUGUUCAAUGGGACGGGUUGCGCCGCAUUCGUGCGCCAUUCGAGCCGAAGCUGCAAUCCAACGUUGACACACAGUACUUCCCCAUUGACGAGAUCGACCAGAACGACACCAGUGCUGCGCUGCGCGCGCAGACGGCCCAGGCGGGCGACGACGCGGCGGCGGAAAUGAACUUGCCCUUCAUUGGGUACACGUACAAGCGCUUCGACGCUUACAGAGGAACUUAG